Messenger RNA from Diachasmimorpha longicaudata, 1147 nucleotides. Its product is annotated as acylphosphatase-2. Gene Ontology annotation, molecular function: acylphosphatase activity. The coding region runs from base 242 to 592 and encodes 116 amino acids. The record is from RefSeq and is a predicted model, not a curated record. The transcript is spliced from 3 exons. Lineage: Eukaryota; Metazoa; Arthropoda; Insecta; Hymenoptera; Braconidae.
CUCUCAUUACUCUUGAGCUAAAAAUCAGCUUGUGUGUUGCGAUCAACGACAAAAUCGACAAUUCCCCCGCUAAACACAGUAAUUCCCCAAUAAAUCUUGAGAAAGAGUAUAAACACCCCCUGUGUCGGAGCCCUUGAACUCCGCUGAUUCACGUAAUUCCGCGAAAAAAUCACUUGAAAAAAUUGCGUCGGUAAUUUUCGAUCGCGAUCUGUACCAAAAGGCAGUGCGAAAAAAUAAAUCGAUGAGCGUCUCGACAGGUACCAUGGCUAGUGACGAUGAUAUGCAAGACGUUCCACUCACAUCAGUUGAGUUUGAAGUAUUUGGGAAAGUUCAGGGUAAGUCUCUAGGGGGAUGUUAUUUUACAAAAUACACGAGAGAUCUGUGUCGAUCGUUGGGGAUCGGUGGAUGGGUGAAGAAUAGCAAAAAUGGGACCAUCAUGGGAAAAAUGCAAGGGCCCAAGCCGUAUGUCGAGCAGAUGGCACAUUGGCUGACAACAGUGGGCAGUCCCGGAUGCGAAAUCCAUCACACGGAAUUUACGAAUUGGGAGACCAUUAGACGAUCCUCCUACGGUACCUUCCAGAUACGAUUUUAAUGGGAAUCGCCAAGUGAUUUACCAAUAAGAGUUAAGAUAUCACGAUCUGAACGAACGAAUACAAUGAUUACCUUAUUUUAGAUUUUUAUUUUCCUCUGUAAUUAUUCCGUAUUUUUUGUUAAUUUAAAGGUGGUUUAUGUAUAUUAAUCAAGAUUAUUUAGAUACCUCACGACAGCUGCUAUAGGGAUAAUAUUUACGUGCAUAGUAUUGAAGGUGCGGUAAUCUAGGUACUGAAAAACGAGGAUUGUUUAAAAGUUUAAUUCACUGUUGGUCGGGAAUAACCAAUGGUAAUAAAAAUAUCUCACGGAAAAAUUAAUAUUUACAAAAAUAUAUAUAAAAUAUUUUUAAUUGGCCUAAUUGAUUGGAAAAAAUAUUUUUUUAUUUGAUUUUUUUCUUAUUUUUCUAAUUCAUUGGUUCCGCCGAAGUAUUUUCCUGUUAGCCCCCCCUCUCCUCUCUCCAUAUCUGCAGACAUAUAUCUCAUAUGUAUUUCUUAUCUGUUAUCUAACAUUUGAAGAAUAAUUGGAAAAAAUAAAAAACUUAUUUUUGUUUUUUAAA